AUCUGAUAGAGUCUCCUGCUUUCCAUUCUGACUUCCACUCAACUCAUCAAAACUUCUUACUUAUUCAAUAAUAUACUUCCUAAUAGUAGCCUGUGGUUUUCUUUCUGUUUUUGGUGUUCUUUAUUUGGGAAUCAGUACCAUAUUUGUGUCAUAAAAAGAGUUUAUCCUUUUGCAGUUCAAUUGCUGUAUCAUUGGAUAUCCAUGUAUUUAUUCAGUUUCUCAUGGUGGAAAGACUGUUGGACCUGGAGUCAAGAGAUGCUUGGAUUUCAAUUGUAUCUGAGGCUCAGUAUAUUCACAGGUCUCAUUCUUGGGAUUCAUGCCAUGAAUGCUGAGUGAUUAAUGAAUCAAAUAGCACUUAGGAAUGAGUUACAUGUGAAGUCUAUCAAGCUUCUUUAGAGUUGUGAUGACCUAAUUGGAUUCCAUGGCUAUUACCAACAAUGUGACUCAGUUAAUUUUUAUGGGGCUCUUCCAAGAUCGAGAAGCACAGAGAGUUUCAUUUAUUGUUUUUCUUCCCAUGUACAUGGCCACAAUGUUGGGCAAUGGCCUCAUCAUCUUGACUGUUAACACGAGCAAGAGUCUGAGCUCCCCCAUGUACUUCUUCCUCAGCCACCUCUCCUUAGUAGAGAUUUGUUACUCCUCUACUAUUGUUCCUAAAUUUAUUUCUGGCUUAUUGACUGAGAAUAAAACCAUCUCAUUGGAUGGCUGCAUGACCCAGAUCUUUUUUUUCCAUUUCUUUGGAGUUGCUGAGAUCCUCCUUCUCACAGUGAUGGCCUAUGACCGGUAUGUGGCCAUCUGCAAACCCCUGCAUUACAUGACCAUUAUGAACCGUCCUGUGUGCCAUAUGCUGGUGUUUAGCUCCUGGGUAGGAGGUAUGUUCCACUCUAUUAUUCAGAUUCUCAGCACUGUCCAAUUGCCCUUCUGUGGUCCUCAUGUGAUUGAUCACUAUUUCUGUGACCUCCAUCCCUUGUUCAAGCUUGCCUGUACUGAUACUUUUGUGGAAGGAAUUAUUGUGCUUGCCAAUAGUGGUUUAUUCUCUGUGAUUUCCUUUCUCUUCUUGAUUUCUUCUUAUGUUGUUAUCCUGGUUCACUUGAGAAACCAGUCAGCAGAGGGGAGGCGCAAGGCUCUCUCCACCUGUGCCUCCCACAUCACUGUUGUUCUCUUAUUCUUUGGUCCUGCCAUCUUUCUCUACUUGAGGCCCUCUUCUACUUUUACUGAAGACAAACUUGUGUCUGUAUUCUAUACAGUGGUUACGCCAAUGUUGAACCCCAUCAUCUAUACCUUGAGAAAUGCAGAAGUGAAGAAUGCUAUGAGGAGGUUGUGGGUCAAGAAUGUGAACUUGGGAGGGGAUUGAAAAUGAGCAUGUGAAGACAGUGUAUUGUGACUUUGUGGGUAUUGGGUCUUUAUAUUGUAUUUGAUUCAUGUUUGGAUACAGGAAAAUCCCCAUUAAACAUGAGAGAGGGAGAAUUAGACUAUAUAAUCGUAUGAUUGUAGUGCGCUGAGGAUUGAUAUGGUCCAGUGGUAAGAAUCUUUAGAUUUUUCUUUAGAAUCAAAAUAUCUAGGGUAGGGUCCUAACAUUGCCUCUGUCUAUUGGUCCCUGGUUCUUGAAUGUUUGAUAGCAGAAUUCAGCAUAUCAAAGGAUCAUUGGAGCCACCUUUCGUUUCAAUUCCCAAACAGCCCGGCCUCAGAUACACUUGGGCUGCCAGUAUUUUCAAGUUCUUCAUAGUAAGGUGUUCCCAAUUCCUUAAUCUUGAUUUAAUGAUAGUUUACACAAUGCUUAUCUUGGGAGAAACACCUUUCAAAGUAAAGAUAAUUUGUUUUUGAAAUAGAAAGAAUUUAGGGUGAAAUUGUCCCCCCAAACUACAUGGCCUCCUAACUCUGAGCUCUCAGUCUCACUGUUUGAGGGCAGUUUUUGCAUUUCAGGAGGUGCAAAUGAUUUGUGCAUCUGCAUUUUAGAUGCACAAUUUAUUUUAGAUUUAUAGGUGUGCUGGCUUAAGCUGAGCAAAAUGUACAACAUCUAUGUCUAGAAUAGCAUGUCUCAGAGAUACAGUGAUAUCAAUUGGACUCAGAAUUCCUUUCAUAAUUUCUAAAUUAAAACAAACUUCAUGUUCUUGUUUGCCAGAACAAGUGACCUUCCUCACACAGGUGAAUGAAGAAGAAAUAUUUUUAAAAAGUGCAUGUAUCACUGCCCUUAGAUCUUUCUUUUUCAUAAUUAACCUGCAAAUAGUUCCAACCAUUACUGUUCUUUUUAUUGCUACUCUGAGUGAAAGUAAAUGAUCUAUUCCAUUAUGAAUCUAUGCAUGUCAUCAAAUAGUGUGGUGCUUCAUGUCCCUUCACUCUCUUUGUCAAUACCCAUUUAACAAAUGACGACUCCCAAGGAAACUUCUUGGGGAAAGGAAAUCUUAAACCAAUCUAUUCUCUUGCCAAUUAUUCAUGGUCUGAUCUUCUUCUAGAAUGAAUCUCUUACAUCUACAGAUCAUUUUACAAUGGUUACAUUUAUCUGUUUCCCUUAGUAAUACUAAUAAAACUGCCAUAGGUCAUGCUUUAGUGUUUGCAAGGGGCUUUUGGAUCCCACCUCAGACACUUACUAGUUGCGUGUCUUGAGGAAGCACAUUAGCAUUUCUUAGCUUAAGUUUCUUCUGAAAGCAACAAUAAUGAGAGUAUCAAGUCACCAUGUUGUGAGAAUCAAGUGAGAUUUUAUAUAUGUUACAUAUAUUUAUAUACAGGCACUUUUCAAGUACUAGAUCAAUUUUUCUUCUUGUUCUUGUUGUUCUCUUCUUCCUCCUCCUUCUACUCUGUCUGCUUUUUCUUUUUAUCCUUCUUUCUUUCCUCUUUGUAAUUCAAUGUAAUGCAGUUAAACUAGUAUGGGCCCACCCCACAUUUUCACAGGAUGGAUUUAGUGUAAGAGUUCAGUAGGGGCAUACAUUAGGGGAUUGUAGGUUGGUAAAAAGGAUAGGACUUUAAAACUGGUUACAGGGAAUGAGGUAGAGAAAUUGAAGAUGACCUUUGUUUUUGAGCCUCUGUCUGAGAAGAUUGUUAUAGAGAAGUUAGGAAUAGAGAAGAGUUGGAGAGAAAGAUAAUGAAUUGUAUUUUGGUCCAGGUCAUCCAAAUGGUUCUGAAUAAAGCUACCAUUUAGCCAAUAUCUCUACUACUUUUCCACAAGCAUGUCUAUGAAGAUAUUUUUAAAUGCUUUGAUGAAAUCUAGGUGUCCUUUCUACAACAUCCUCUGGAUUUAGGUUAGUCUAGUCAUUUAGUGAGAAAAAGGAAAAGAAAUCUAUAUGGCAUGGCUUGCUCCUGUCAUAGUUAUGGUGGCAUUUAGCACCCACUCCUUCAUUUUCUAAAUGCUUUCAGAAAACCUGCCCUUAAUCCUGUAUUUGAGAAUUCUUCUAGAAAUAAAAGUCAAAUUCACUGGUUUUCUGAUUCCAUUCCAAUUGCUUUUGAGAAAAAUUGGAACAUUUGUCUUUCUGUAGUUCCAUGGCUCCUUUCCCAUUUUGGAAGUAACAGUAACAGCAGCAAGAAUAGUACAUGUAGAAGUCAGCUAGGUGGCACAGUAGACUGAGUCAGACCUAGAGACAGUAGUUCUUAGGUUCAAAUGUAGCCUCAUUUCCUGGCUAUGUAUCUCUAGGCAAAUUACUUAAUCUCUGCGUAGCCCUUACUAUUCUUCUUCAAGGGUAUAAAAAUACAAUAAUACAUGAAAUUAAUAUAAAAGUUUUCCACAACACAGCACCUAGCACAUUGUAUGUGCUAAUUAAUACUUAUUGUCAGACUCAUGACUGAUUUUACAUACAUGAUCUCAGCAAUCAUACUUUCCACAUCUUAAAUACCAGGAAGCCCCUCUCCUUCCCUCAUUGCUGCUAACGUCUUCCUCUUUCAGUUUCCCUUCCAUGUAUUCUGUAUGGAUCUUGUACGUUUAAGCACAUGAUGUUACCCCUGUUAGGAUGUAACCUCUUAGAUGGUAGAGGUUCCUUUUGUCUAUUCUGGAAUUCUCAGAAUUUAGCACAGGGUUUGGCACAUAGGAAACAUUUAAAUGCUUAUUGAUGGUUUGGAUCAUAUAGCAUCUCUAAUGGAGAUCGGUGUAAGUCUCCACUUGCCUUUGUCCUGAGAUGAAACAUUAAUAUUAGCAGAGUGUCUGUCCACUUUGAUCACAUUGGAUUGUUGCACCUAUCUUGCAUAGAAGAUCACUACCUAUCAAGUUAGAAGGACAUUCAAGAAUCAAGAGAAAAGUGUGAUCAAUGGUGAGAGGACCAAGUUUUACCAUUUUUUAAUUUUAAUUUUAUGAAACCUUUGAGUUUCUUCUGUGGCUCCUUUGACUUGUACAGACCCCAAGAUGAAACUGUUCUCUGGUGAUGUUUUGAGAACUGAUCUUGUGGCACCAGUAUCUCUCAAAGCUCUGUAUAUCUCAUUUCCUACUGUUAUCAUUACUUGUGGCUCCCAAUUUUCUGUAUCUUGAUUGACUUGAACCAUAGGUGCUUGUAACACAGUUUUUAUCAUGUCCCAUUCUUGGUUUGAAUUGGAUGAUGUUUGUUCUAGCUCUGGACUAUCAGGUUUCAAUGUGUUUUGAGUUUGCAAUGGGUUCCUUUCUCCAUUUGUGCUGGUUGGUACUUCGAUGUUGUUAUUAUAACUGUUUCCUUCAUUGAGUUGCAAAAUGUUGUUUGAUUCAGAUUUCUCUGUAUAUGUAUUGUUAGUAAUUAUGUUAAGAUCUUGUGUGUGAUUUGUUUGUGACCAUGGUAAAGGUAAACAUUCUUCUGCUUCCCUGAACAUGCUUUGCAGAAGCUGUACAAAGUCAAACCCAGGGAAAGCUUGCAUUUGAGGAAUGCAUAUAUCUGUGAUGGCAAUGCAUGAUUGAUUUAAGCUUCCCUUCCCUUAGGUCCUUCUGGUACAGAUGUUGUGUAGAUUAUAGAGAGUCAGGGAUUGUGAAGGUAACAUUUUGAUCUAGUUUGAAUGUACAGGCAACAAAGUUUUGGUAUUGCUUGACUUUGUGUCUAUUUCCCUUGCUUGCUCUGUUUCCUUUCUUUUCCUUGCUUUCUCUUGUUUGUACAUUCUUUUGGAUUAAUUCCUCAGUUUGAUUGAUAGUUAAGCAAGUGGAGUUACUUUCAGUUGGAGACUUCUCUCAAAGAUCAGAAGCUUGGAGUUGUAGCAUUGUUUAAAUAGAAUUGUUCUCUGGAGAUGGUUUGGGGUAAAACUCUUUGACUUCUGGAGUGAGGUUUGAAUGUAUUGAUAUGUCAAAGGCAUUGUCUUCCCCCAUAAAAAUCUCUACCAUUUCUCCAGGAGAUCUUGUUUCUCUGCUUAACUCUAUAUUUCUUUCCUUUCCAAGGGUCACUUUUAAAGUCUGAUUUUCAGUUUAUUUUUCCUGGCAGUUGCAGUUUGUAUGAGAAACUGCUCAGAACACUCAGUUAAGUUUGUUUCUUGAACUAAUGUAGUUUCUGGUACUCUAUAUUUUGCAAUUUCCCUAUCAUUGUUAAUCAAAACUGUUGCUAUAUUUGAUGUUGUCUGUUGUAAGAACAUUUUUGUAUUUUUCUUGUGUUUUAGAAUCUUUUGCUUCUAUCCUAUAUACCUUAUAUUUGAUUUCUGUUACAUUCCUUAAAAUCUGCUGUUCUUCCUCUAUUUGCUCUUCAGUUUUAGUUUGUCCUUCAUCAUCCACAUCGUCUAUUUCCAAGCCCCAAACAUUUAUAUGUUGUUUCCCAUGUUUAGAUUUAGUCUUGCACCCCUUAAAUUUUCUUUUGUGUGCAAAGGCUGGAACCUGGCUUCAUAAUUCUGCAUUAUGUCCUGCAACCAUGCUCAAAUAACAUGGCUUUGCUCCCUGGGCUAUAGCUUCUUGCAUGCUCUUUAGAUCUGGCCAUUGUCUAUAUAUUUUACAAUUGUGAUCACAGGACCUGCUUGACUUGUUUGAAUUGUUAAUGUUUUUCGUGUUGUAGUUAUUAUAGUUCCUGUUUCUGUUGUUGUUUGGUUUCAAGUUUAAUUGAGUCUUAUAGUGGCAGAAUUUGACAAUAUGUCUGAAUUUUCCACAUAGGAGACAUCUUUUAUUAGUGUUGUUAUAGUAGUAUGAGUUUCUUGGUUGUCUAGGCUGUUAAUUUUUAUAUCUAGGUCUAAAGACUUGGAGAAUAGCUAAUGAUUUCACUUUCUCGAUUUCCCUAAUUUUUUUUUGUUUUCCUUUGCAUCCUUUAAUUGAUGCUUUAAAUCUUUGAUGAUCUGGUCUUUUUCUUUUAGAGUCUAUUUGGAGUCAAUGAUUUCUUGGGAUCCUUCAUGAACAUAAGAUGCAGUUUUAUGAAGGUACUCAGUGUUGAGAUUUUACCAACCUGGACAAUGUAAUUUGAAAUAUGUCCUGAUAGGUAGGGAACUGCCUUUAAUGAAUUGCUUCCUGAUGUCCUGGAGGUUAUUUUCUGACCAGUUCUGAAACCCCAGUAAAGUUUCCCCAUUUUCUAGCAACUGAUCAAGGAAUGCAGAAGGAUGGUCUGUUUUUUCUUCCUUUAUGUUUUCAAAUUCCCUCCAUGAGUCAGGAUUCUUGGUGAAAACUUUCAUAGUCUCCACCAAGUUCUCUCUAGCCUUUCUUAAAUGAACUAAAUUUGAAUGGUUGUAAAGUUCCAGGUCCUCAAAAUGCUCUGGCUGUGAUAUGAGAUUAGGGUUACUUCUAGUCUCUUGAGUGAAUUUUACUUUUUCUGCUGGAGUAAACAUCUCCAAAAGAAGAAUUUCAAUGUCCAAGAAUGUCAGAUCAAAAAUUUUGAUCAAAUGUUUGAAUUCUCUUAUGACCUUCAAAGGGCUCAGGAAAAAUCAGGUGUCCUUUUUUUCAGAUUUUCUAGAUCUGAGGGAGAGAAAGGUUUAUGGGUCUUUGAAUGAACGAUGCCAGAAUCUGGUUGUAUUAAGGCCUGAUUGUAUAUGGGUAGGAUAGAUACUGGAUUCUCUAUCUCCUCUUUAGCUAUUUGCACUUCUGCCUUUAUCUCUUUUACAGUUUGUGUUGCCAUGUCUAGUGUUUGUUCCUCCUUGUGAUUUUUCAUUCUCUAUUUUUUUUCUAAUUGAGUUAUCUUUUAUUUUAGUGUCAGGUUCUGUACCUUAUUAUCUUCCUUUUGCCCAAGUAUUUUCUUGAUUAGAUUCUUUAGACAGUAAUAGAACUAUUGGAAAGGUAAUAUGGCUGCAAAAAUUAUAGGCAAAAAUGAAAAGACUUGUUCCAGUUCUAUUUUUUAGUCAUUUAUAUGAGUCAUAAAUGGCUAUGAUUCCUAAUAUGUAUUGUGGAAUCUCUUAUACCCAUAUGCCAUACAGAAUUGAUCAAAAUUUAUAUAUCAAAAGAUGCUGCUGAAUAUGGCAAACAGCAUUGUUAUUAUAGACUUUUCCAGUGUUUUGUAUAUCCCUGUCUGAUUUUGUACUAUCCGUGUUGCUUUCCCUUUAAAUUUUCUUCUCUGAGAUGUUUGGACCUCUUAGGCUACCAUAGUGAGUGGAAAAACAAAAUGUCUACCUCCUGCUUCUCCCCUGAGCAAUGUUUAAUUCUUGAAAAAUAAAUUUCUAUUAUCUUAUAGCAGGUUUCCUCCUAAAAUUCGCUCAGCGAACUGCAAGUUUUGGGGGACUCACUCCUUGGAUUGAUGUGUGGAGUGAUGGAGAAAUGAGGAUUGAAGGCAGUGAGGAAAGAGCUGAUGAAAAUGGCUUCCCUCACUACUCCCUCCCAGAAUCCCUGAAUUACUUGAAGGAGACACAAUGGAAAUCUCCCCUUGUUGAAGGCCUGUCCCCUUGUGGCCAUGCUGGCAGGGAAGUCUCCUCUACAAGGAGAGGAAUGUGGGACCUUAAUCCAGAUAUGCACUGUUUUGGAGAGCUCAAAAGCCUCCCUGUCCUGUCUUCCUGAAAGCUCCCAACUAAAUGGAGUCUGCCAAUGGGCUUACUCUCUAGAUGUAAAUAAAUGAGAUUGAAUUCACUAUCUGACUGCUUAUUUGAUUUAAUUGUUGAUUGGGGCAAAAGGUAAAGAUUAGAGGGAUUAGAGGGGUUGCCCUAAAUCUCUUUCUAAAUAAAUCUAA
Molecule: messenger RNA, 7994 nt
Organism: Monodelphis domestica (gray short-tailed opossum)
Lineage: Eukaryota; Metazoa; Chordata; Mammalia; Didelphimorphia; Didelphidae
Product: olfactory receptor 4B1
Biological process (GO): G protein-coupled receptor signaling pathway
Cellular component (GO): membrane
Molecular function (GO): G protein-coupled receptor activity; olfactory receptor activity
Source: RefSeq, a predicted model, not a curated record